AUAUAAAACGUAAUCAAAGAUUAACGAAAUUAUAUAUAAUAUAAGAAAAAAAACUUAUUUAAAAAAAUGUCGAAAGAAAAGCAAGAAUCAAAAAAAGCUAUAACUAAUCCAUCAACGAGUCAAUCUGCAGAAAGUAUAUCGGCAAACGUACAAGAAGUUACAAUACUUAAUAAAAACAAUGAGUGGGAGACUAUUAAUUUUGCAUCCGACGAAAUGUUGGAGACUAUUCAAAUUGAAGAUUCAACCGUCGAAGCUAUUGGAUUCGUCGACGAAAUUGACGGUCCUAAAAUUGUUGGAAAAGUACAACAUUAUGCUUUAUUAAAAUUUUUUUUGAAUAAUAAUAGUCGCCACAGGAUACAAAUGAUGGCUUGGAAUGAGGAAGCAGAGAGAGUAAAGCAUCAUUUACAACCUAACAGA
This is a messenger RNA of Wasmannia auropunctata (little fire ant), 417 nucleotides long. RefSeq lists its product as uncharacterized. The record is from RefSeq and is a predicted model, not a curated record. The annotation marks the transcript as partial. Lineage: Eukaryota; Metazoa; Arthropoda; Insecta; Hymenoptera; Formicidae. The transcript is spliced from 4 exons.